AAGACGAAACUUGUCUCUGCAAUGGAAAUUUUCUCUUUGGACUUUUUUUUUUAACUUUCUUCUAAGUGGGAAACCGAGAGCUCUUCGAAGACCAUUAAAAGAAUUCUUUUGACUGAUUUAAUUUUUAGAAUCCUUCUCCAUUUUGUUCUGCCUGGAGCGGCUCUGUGGAUUUCUCUGGCUGGAAGAGUCUUCUGAUUCUUGAUCUGUCAACGAGAGCACCCCCAACUUGAUAACGAUUUUGAGGAAUCUCAAUCUGUUUUCGAUUUCAUCAACUUGAACUGAUAAGUUUCCUACUGAUUCUGGCUGCUAACGUGCACACGAUGAUGGCUUGGUUCUCACGGAAGAAACGGCGCCUGAAAGCUAAACUCUCAUGGAAGUCUAAGAAGAAAGACUCGUCUCCUUCAGGUAACUGGCAACCAGAGGAUGACAGCGAUGAAGGCAAGAUUGUCUUCUUUGGAGGAAGUAACUAUACCUUUGAUUUAGAUGAUUUGUUAGCUGCAUCGGCUGAAAUUUUGGGGAGAAGUGCAUCUGGUUCAACCUACAAAGUAGCUGUGGAUGAUACAGCCACUGUAGUGGUGAAGAGACUGGAAGAGGUGGUUGUUGGAAGAAGAGAGUUUGAGCAAACAAUGGAGAUUGUUGGUAGAAUCAAACAUGAGAAUGUAGCUGAACUAAAAGCUUACUACUUUUCCAAGAACGACAAGCUCGCUGUUUACAGCUACUACAGUAAAGGAAACCUCUUCGAGAUGCUGCACGGUGAGAACCGAGUAUUGCUAGAUUGGGAGUCUCGAUUGAGAAUAGUGAUUGGUGCAGCGAGAGGAUUGGCUGUUAUACAUGAAGCAGAUUACAGGAAGCUUGUCCAUGGGAACAUCAAAUCUUCAAACAUCUUCAUUGACUCGCAAGGCAAGGGCUGCAUCUGCGACCUAGGCUUGACAUCCAUCACGAGAUCUCGCCCUCAGGCUAGCAUUCGUUCUUCGGGUUAUCACGCUCCUGAAGUGACAGACACAAGAAAGUGCACACAGUUUUCUGAUGUGUACAGCUUUGGAGUAGUGUUGCUGGAGCUUCUAACAGGGAAAUCUCCAGCUAGUCCGCUGCUAUCAGGAGAGGAUAACAUGGACUUGGGUAGCUGGAUAAGGUCGGUUGUGUCGAAAGAGUGGACGGGGGAAGUUUUCGACGUAGAGCUAAUGAAGCAAAUAAGUAUAGAGGAAGAGAUGGUUGAGAUGUUGCGAAUAGGUUUGGCUUGUGUUGAAUUGAAGCCACAAGAUAGACCUCACGCAGCAGAGGUUGUAAAGAUGGUACAAGACGUUCGAACGAUAGCUUAAAACUGCCAAUUCUCAAAAAGCAUUAUUAUUACUGA
Molecule: messenger RNA, 1354 nt
Organism: Raphanus sativus (radish)
Lineage: Eukaryota; Viridiplantae; Streptophyta; Magnoliopsida; Brassicales; Brassicaceae
Product: probably inactive receptor-like protein kinase At5g41680
Exons: 2
Coding region: 321-1319 (332 amino acids)
Biological process (GO): protein phosphorylation
Molecular function (GO): protein kinase activity; ATP binding
Source: RefSeq, a predicted model, not a curated record